Messenger RNA from Fraxinus pennsylvanica, 852 nucleotides. The record is from the annotation of a GenBank genome assembly. Lineage: Eukaryota; Viridiplantae; Streptophyta; Magnoliopsida; Lamiales; Oleaceae.
AUGGAGCAAUUACCACCAAAAGUCCCAUCCAUGGCACACAAUUGGACUUCAUUUCCAUUCCAAAUGAUGCCACUUCAUGCUCAGCAAAAUUCAUGGGUUGAUGAAUUCCUCGACUUCUCCUCGACAAGGCGGAGCAUGCACCGGAGGACGGCGAGUGACCCUGUCGCCUUCGUUGAAGAGUCGGGCAAUAAUAAUAAUGGGUUUGAGAGAUUGGAUGAUGAGCAGCUGAGAGACAUGUUUUCUGAUGAUAUGGCGGACGUGGGGCCUACUACGAGGUCUUCGUCUAAUCCUUCCUCGCCAUCGGAUCAAAACGGUGAAAACAUUGAGAAGAUAAAAACGGUGGUGGAGGUGGAGGAGGAGCGCCACUGUGUGCAGCCGAAGAAUGAGCCUGGUGAGGUGCAUAGUUCAUGCAAACCACCAGUAGAGUCAUUGCCUCCUGCCAAGUCUUCUGAUAAUGCUUCUGGGGAUACCAUUGUUGACCCAAAGAGGAUCAAAAGAAUUUUGGCUAAUCGUCAGUCGGCUCAAAGAUCAAGAGUGAGGAAGUUACAAUACAUUUCAGAGCUUGAAAGGAGUGUAACAACAUUGCAGAGUGAAGUAUCAGCUUUGUCACCAAGAGUUGCACUUUUAGACCAUCAAAGGCUGCUUCUUAAUGUUGAUAACAGCGCUCUUAAGCAGAGAAUUGCAGCAUUGGCUCAAGAUAAAAUUUUCAAAGACGCCCAUCAGGAAGCAUUGAAGAAGGAGAUAGAAAGAUUGAGAAAAAUAUAUCAUGAACAAAACAUUAAGAAGAUGGGUGGUAAAGCCACCGCGGAAGCACAACCACCACAACCACCGGUAGCCGCCACCUUCGAAUAA